Messenger RNA from Tarenaya hassleriana, 3451 nucleotides. Its product is annotated as glycine--tRNA ligase, chloroplastic/mitochondrial 2. Bases 110 to 3325 code for a protein of 1071 amino acids. Gene Ontology annotation, molecular function: ATP binding; glycine-tRNA ligase activity. Gene Ontology annotation, cellular component: mitochondrion; chloroplast stroma; cytoplasm. Gene Ontology annotation, biological process: glycyl-tRNA aminoacylation. NCBI's taxonomy places the organism in Eukaryota, Viridiplantae, Streptophyta, Magnoliopsida, Brassicales, Cleomaceae. The transcript has 36 exons. The record is from RefSeq and is a predicted model, not a curated record.
AGCAGAAUAAGCAGACGAGGAUGAUAGGAUAACGAACUCUAAAACCCUACAGAGUAGAAACUUCUCUCACUCAAUCCUCUUCACCACAAGAGAUCCUGGAGGCCUUCUCAUGGCCAUCCUGGCUCUUCCACUCGUCAUCUCCUUCGUUAAACCCUCCCCUUAUCCUCCGCUUUCGCGUUUGGCCGGCAACUUCCUCUACCGACGGCUAUGUAGACCACCGCCCAUCGGUCGCCGUGGAUUCUACCGGACUUCCGUCUCUGCCACCACUGCCUCCGAUGUUCAUCGUCAUUCUUUCAAUAAGCCUGAAGGUGGAGCGCGCAAUGCCUCCAUCCCUACGUUCCAACAAGCAAUCCAGCGCCUCCAGGAAUAUUGGGCUUCGGUGGGAUGCGCUGUUAUGCAAUGCAGCAACACCGAGGUUGGAGCCGGGACGAUGAACCCUUUGACAUUCUUGAGGGUUCUUGGCCCUGAACCCUGGAAUGUUGCCUAUGUGGAACCGAGCAUACGUCCGGACGAUAGUCGCUACGGAGAGAACCCAAAUAGACUUCAAAGGCACACUCAAUUUCAGGUUAUAUUAAAACCUGAUCCAGGAAACACUCAGGACCUCUUUAUCAACAGUCUUUCUGCUUUAGGCAUUGAUGUGAGUGAACAUGAUAUACGAUUUGUGGAAGACAACUGGGAGAGUCCGGUGCUCGGUGCUUGGGGUUUGGGGUGGGAGAUUUGGAUGGAUGGAAUGGAAAUCACACAAUUUACUUACUUUCAGCAGGCUGGAAGUCUUCCUUUAUCUCCAGUAUCUGUUGAAAUAACUUAUGGGCUUGAGCGGAUACUUAUGUUACUUCAGGGAGUUGAUCAUUUCAAGAAAAUCCAAUAUACUGAUGGAAUCACUUACGGGGAACUCUUCUUGGAAAAUGAGAAGGAAAUGAGUGCAUAUUAUUUAGAGCAUGCUAGUGUGGAUCAUCUUCAAAAGCAUUUUGAUUAUUUUGAGGAAGAGGCACGUGCCUUGCUUGCUUCAGGCCUUGCAAUCCCUGCGUAUGAUCAGCUUCUCAAGACAUCUCACACCUUUAACAUCUUAGAUGCCAGAGGUUUCAUCGGCGUAACUGAGCGUGCCCGUUAUUUCAGUCGAAUGCGCAACUUGGCUCGCCGAUGUGCCCAACUGUGGCUAAAGACAAGGGAGUCUCUUGGGCAUCCUCUUGGUGUUGUUUCUGAACCUGUUCAUCUCAUCCGACAUGAAGAUGCUUUGAAAAAUGUUUUGGAAAAGGUUCCUGAGGAAUCAAGGUCUUUUAUUCUUGAAAUAGGAACUGAAGAGAUGCCGCCUCAAGAUGUUGUUAACGCAAGCGAACAACUCAGGGAUUUAGUGUUACAGUUACUAGGGAAGCAAAGAUUGGACCAUGGUGAUGUGAAAGCAUUUGGGACCCCCCGUAGGCUAGUGGUCUACGUAUAUAGUCUGUCUCCUAAGCAAUUGGAAAAGGAGGUUGAAGUUCGAGGGCCUCCUGCUUCUAAAGCAUUCGAUGAUCAAGGAAAUCCUACCAAGGCUGCUGAGGGGUUUUGCCGUAGAUACGGUGUUCCAUUCGAAAGAAUAUUUAGAAAAGUUGAUGGUAAAACGGAAUAUGUUUACACAAGGGUUACAGAGUCAGCUCGACUUGCUUUGGAGGUUUUGUCAGAAGAUUUGCCUGCUAUACUAACUAAAAUAUCAUUCCCAAAGUCUAUGCGCUGGAACUCAUCAGUAUGUGACUUCAGGCCAAUUCGCUGGAUCAUGGCCUUGCACGGGGACCUGGUUGUGCCAUUCUGUUUUGCAGGGCUUUCAAGUGGAAAUGUAUCAUUCGGACUUCGCAAUACUGCUUGUGCAACACUAGUGGUAAAAAGCGCAGAAUCUUAUGAAGAAACAAUGAGGAGUGCUGGAAUCAAUAUUAAUAUUGAGGAAAGGAAAAAAAGAAUCAUUCAGCAGUCAAAUGCACUAGCAAAAAGUGUGAAUGGUUGCACUGUUGUCCAGGAGAGCUUACUUAAUGAGGUCGCAAAUCUCGUUGAGACUCCGGUACCAAUACUUGGAAAGUUUGAAGAAUCAUUCUUAGAACUUCCAGAAAACCUAUUAACUAUAGUUAUGCAGAAGCACCAAAAGUAUUUCGCUGUUACCGAUGAAAGUGGAAAGCUGCUGCCUUACUUUAUUGCUGUUGCAAAUGGUACAAUAAACGAGGAAGUGGUGAAAAAAGGAAAUGAAGCUGUCCUCAGAGCACGAUAUGAGGAUGCAAAAUUUUUCUAUGAGAUGGACACAAGUAAGAGGUUUGCUGAGUUCCGGGAUCAGUUAAAGGGAAUUGUUUUCCAUGAGAAGCUUGGGACAAUGUUGGAUAAGAUGAUCCGUCUGGAAAAGAUGGUAACUAAGUUAAGUUUGGCCUUGGAAGUUGGUGAAGAUACACUUUCAAUUGUGGAGAAUGCUGCCUCACUUGCUCUGUCAGACCUUGCAACUGCUGUUGUUACAGAAUUUACUUCACUCUCAGGAAUUAUGGGUCGUCAUUAUGCACUCAGAGACGGCUAUUCAGAGCAGAUUGCGGAGGCCUUGCUCGAAAUUACACUUCCUAGAUUUUCUGGAGAUAUCCUUCCAAAAACAAAUGCAGGAAUGGUUCUGGCAAUAGCUGAUAGAUUGGAUAGCCUCGUAGGCCUAUUUGCUGCUGGUUGCCAACCAAGUUCGACCAAUGAUCCUUUUGGACUUCGGAGAAUAUCUUAUGGCUUAGUCCAGAUUUUGGUUGAAAAGGAUAAAAAUCUCAACUUCAAGCAUGCCGUAGAACUUGCAGCUAGUGUACAGCCGAUUAAUGUUGAGGCUGGCAUUCUAGAAGAUGUGUAUCAAUUUGUGUCUCGAAGGCUAGAGCAGCUUCUGGUUGACAAGGGAGUAAGCCCUGAAGUAGUCCGGUCUGUCUUGGCAGAGCGUGGAAACUGGCCUUGUCUGGCUGCACGUACCGCAUACAAGAUGGAACAUCUGUACAAAGGUGAGAUUUUUCCGAAGGUUGUAGAAGCAUAUUCUCGUCCCACAAGAAUUGUGCGUGGGAAAGAUGUGGAUGUCGGAGUUGAGGUGGACGAGUCGGCAUUUGCGACAGAAGAAGAGAGAGCCUUGUGGAGCACCUACAUCUCCAUCAGAGACAAAAUUCACACCGGCAUCGAGAUUGAUGACUUCUCCGAGAUUUCCUCACAGCUGCUGGACCCGCUCGAGAAUUUCUUCAACAAUGUCUUCGUGAUGGUGGAAGAAGAGAGAAUAAGAAACAAUAGGCUGGCUCUUCUGAAGAAGAUUGCUGAUCUCCCGAGAGGAAUUGCCGACCUCUCAUUUUUGCCUGGUUUCUAAUAUCUUCGUUUCAUAUAUGUUUGGAUAUACACUCGCCAUUGUUGUAUGUUUUCUGUAAAUUUAUCGUACUUACAAUUCUUUAUUUAAAACUUGACAAAUAAAUAUCAUAAUCAUUCUCUGGUUAUA